Blastocystis hominis is the source of this 1035-nucleotide messenger RNA. RefSeq lists its product as hypothetical. The transcript is spliced from 2 exons. Gene Ontology annotation, molecular function: DNA binding; ATP binding; ATP hydrolysis activity. Bases 1 to 1035 code for a protein of 344 amino acids. The record is from RefSeq and is a predicted model, not a curated record. Gene Ontology annotation, cellular component: nucleus. NCBI's taxonomy places the organism in Eukaryota, Bigyra, Opalinata, Blastocystidae.
AUGUCAGAGCUGAUUUCUCGAUACGGAGGGAUCGAACGCUCCGCGGUGAGCGGCAAAACGAACUACCUCGUAGUAGGCUUUGAGAUGGAAGACGGACGACCUAUUACGGAGGGAUCCAAGUACAAAAAAGCGGUCGAAAAGAACGUGAGAAUCAUCAAUGAAGACGAGCUUCUCGCAAUGAUUCGUGCGAGUAAUCCGGAAGCCAGCGCUGCAAGCGAGGCAGAGCAGCUGAAAUCGAAGCAGCUCGAAGAGGAAAACGCUGUGCAGAAGGAAGAAACGCUCAUGAAAGAUCACGAUUUCGUUUCUUCGGAUUUGUUUACCGUCAAAUACGCGCCGUCUUCCAUCAAAGAAAUCAUCGGAAAUGAAGGAAUCAUCGAGAACGUGAAGCAAUGGCUGACGCAGUGGGACGAUGUGUUCAUUCACAAACGAAUCACAGUCAAACACACAAGUCAAAAUCCCGAUGCCAAAGCCGUUCUUCUGAGCGGUCCUCCAGGAAUCGGGAAAACGACCUCGGCUCAUAUUAUCGCAAAGGAAUGUGGCUAUGAAAUCGUCGAGUUAAACGCGAGCGACACGCGCAACCGAAAAUCCGUUCAGCGUUUUUUCAAUGAUAUGAUCGUAACGAAAAACGUGCAUCAGUUCUUCAGCGAUCAUUCCUCCGCAAAAACCGAUUCGCAAUCCAAACCCAAAGUGGGUAAUGCCAAUGCAAAGAUCCUCGUCGUGAUGGAUGAAGUGGAUGGAAUGGGAGGCGGCGAUCGAGGCGGAAUCGGCGAAUUGAUUCAAGUGAUCGAAGCCUCCAUGAUUCCGAUUAUCUGCAUUUGCAAUGAUCGUGACAACAAAAAGAUCCAGAGUUUGGCUCGGAAAUGCUAUGAUUGUUCCUUUGGAAAACUGCCUCAGGACGCGAUGAUUACGCGUCUUCAAUUCAUUUGCAAGAAGGAAGAAAUCGCGAUGUCCAAAGCGGAUUUGGCGGAGUUGGUGGAGUCGUCAGGCGGCGAUAUGCGCCAAGUUGCUUGUUUUUGUGUUGCAAUGAAUGUAUAG